Hansenula anomala is the source of this 1122-nucleotide messenger RNA. RefSeq lists its product as uncharacterized. Bases 1 to 1122 code for a protein of 373 amino acids. NCBI's taxonomy places the organism in Eukaryota, Fungi, Ascomycota, Saccharomycetes, Phaffomycetales, Wickerhamomycetaceae. The record is from RefSeq and is a predicted model, not a curated record. The transcript has a single exon.
AUGUGUGCACAUUAUGCAUUUCGCGACAAAAAUGGGUUUAGCAUCCAGUCAACAUCAAUGUUGUUGAAAAGACCGUGUGGUUUAGGCUAUGACACUGCUACAUCAUGGUGUUUUGAAGGAAUGAGGUUUAUCAGAUUGGAUGAAGGUGGUUUCCAAAAAAGGGAUACUGAUUGCAAGCCCUUCCGUAUCUUGGACUCAACGCCAAGAUCUUUGGGACUUAUUCACUAUUUUGAACCACCUUCAAUUUUUAAAGAUCAAGGUUUUUUGCUAGAUGAUGAAAUGAUUAAAUGUCCAAUUCCUAAAAACUUACCCAAUUUCCAGGAAUAUGUUAUACAUCAUGGAAGAACUUUCAUAGAAGAGAAUAGUGCCAAUGUUGCGAGAAAUCAUUGGAGACCAGGAGCAGACGUGGUUGAUAAUACUGAGAAUAAUCCAAAACAACUGGCUGGCUUUGAAGUGGCAUACUAUAGGCUGGUGAAUGUCGAUGUUCAGACUUCUAUUUUGAAAAUUUUGAAUGGCCUAAGAAUGAAUAACGCUUUAGCUACUGGAACAACUACUUUUGAAAGGCUCGAUGACUUUACCGAUCCAACACUUAGUUUCGAGAAGUUUCAAAAACAUGGGUUUUGCUUGCAAGUUGAAAGCACUGGUAAACUUGCAAUAACUUUUGAAAGGGUUGAAAAAUUAUUAUUAUUCAUGAUUGAAGAUCUUUUUGCAAAAGAUCAUAAUGAAGAAUACAUUGAUAAGAAAGUUGCAGAGCAAAGAGCAUCAAUUGCAUUUUGCAGGUUAAAAUGUCGGAAAGGAGCACCAGAGACAACAUGUCCAAUAACUAUAGUCAAACACUUGACAGCAAGCUUGAGGGAUCUAUUAUGGAAUCUUACUAAAACUCUGAUGCAUAAUGAUGAUAUGAUUUUGAGUGAUAUCGGAAGUCGUAACAUAUAUACUGGACGUGUUAUUUCCAAGAAGAAGCUUACUCUGUACAUGUAUCCUGACUUGGUUCUUAAUUCUGCAAGAAAUUCAGUCAUUACAGAGCCUUCAGAAGCUACUUCUGUCACAUCUAAUGCUCCAUUACUUGUUUCUCCAUUUGUUCCACCGCCUUCUUAUGAAGAAUCUCUGAACAAUGGCUGA